AUGAAGAAUAAAGAAAAAAUACUGUCAUCGACAACUGCAACUACGUCAAGCUCUGCAACUAGAAUUACCCGUUCUAGAAAUAAUAUCAUAGAGGAAAUGGAAAAACGACUGUCUAUAUGGAUUGACGAAAUUGACCGCAAUAUACCAUUAAGCCAAUCUAUCAUAAUGGAAAAAGCUAGAAGAAUUUUUAAUUACAUUAAGGCUGAGACAAUUGACAAAAGUGAAACUUUCGUUGCUAGUCGAGGAUGGUUUAAUAGAUUUAAACAUCGAAAUAACCUUCACAACAUAAAGAUUACAGGAGAAGCAGCAAGUAGUGAUACAAAAGUGGCGGCUGAAUUUCAAGCGAUAUUAAAAAAAAUAAUUGAAGAAGGAAACUAUCCUCCAGAAUUGGUUUUUAAUGUUGAUGAAACAUGCUUGUUUUGGAAAAGAAUGCCGAAACGAACAUUUCUAUCCCGUGAAGAGAAACGGGCACCAGGAUUUAAAGCUGCAAAAGAUCGCUUAACCCUUCUACUAGGUGGUAACGCAAGCGGAGAUUUUAAAUUAAAACCAUUACUAAUUUACCAUUCCAAAAACCCAAGAGCGAUGAAAGGCAUAUCUAAAUCAACUUUACCUGUAAUUUUGGAGUCUAAUACAAAAUCAAGGAUAACUGCGAAAAUUUUCCAGGAUUGA
Messenger RNA from Diorhabda carinulata, 669 nucleotides. Its product is annotated as tigger transposable element-derived protein 1-like. Gene Ontology annotation, cellular component: nucleus. Gene Ontology annotation, molecular function: DNA binding. Lineage: Eukaryota; Metazoa; Arthropoda; Insecta; Coleoptera; Chrysomelidae. The coding region runs from base 1 to 669 and encodes 222 amino acids. The transcript has a single exon. The record is from RefSeq and is a predicted model, not a curated record.